Messenger RNA from Pipistrellus nathusii (Nathusius's pipistrelle), 6627 nucleotides. NCBI's taxonomy places the organism in Eukaryota, Metazoa, Chordata, Mammalia, Chiroptera, Vespertilionidae. The record is from the annotation of a GenBank genome assembly.
AUGGUGGCUAAUCUUUUCAAGAGCCUGAUUUUACCUUACAUACAUAAGCUUUGCAAAGGAAUGUUUACAAAGAAAUUGGGAAAUACAAACAAAAAAAAAGAGAAUCGUGAGCAGAAAAGAGAUCAAGACUUUCCUACUGCUGGCCACACCAAAACCCCCAAACUUUCUAAUACCUUGAAAAGUACCGUAAAGAAGAUUGCCAAGUGUUCAUCCACUCGCAACUUAUCCAUUGAAGAAGACGAAGCUAAUAGAGAAUUUUCUCUCUCGCCAACAUUCAGUUACCGAGUAGCUAUUGCCAACGGCCUGCAAAAAAAUAUUAAUGUAACCAACAGUGAUAAUGAAGAUCUGCUUCAAGAGUUAUCUUCCAUUGAGAGUUCCUACUCAGAAUCACUCAGUGAACUAAGGAGCAGUGCAGAAAACCAGCCACAGUCAACACUCACGAUGCCAGUGAAACGCAAUAGAAAGAGUUCAAGCAGCCUGGCUCCUUCGGAGGGCAGCUCUGAUGGGGAACGCACUCUGCAUAGCUUAAAGCUAGGAGCUUUACGUAAACUGCGGAAAUGGAAAAAGAGUCAAGACUGUGUCUCCUCAGAUUCAGAGUUGAGCACAAUGAAGAAAACCUGGGGAAUAAGAAGCAAAUCUUUAGACAGAACUGCCCGAAACCCAAAGACAAAUGCCUUGGAGCCAGGAUUCAGUUCCUCUGGAUGUAUUAGUCAAACACAUGAUGUCAUGGAAAUGAUCUUUAAGGAACUUCAGGGAAUAAGUCAGAUUGAGACAGAACUUUCUGAGCUACGAGGGCAUGUCAAUGCUCUCAAGCAUUCCAUCGAUGAGAUCUCCAGCAGUGUGGAGGUUGUACAAAGUGAAAUCGAACAGCUUCGUACAGGGUUUGUCCAGUCUCGGAGGGAAACCAGAGACAUCCAUGAUUACAUUAAGCACUUAGGUCAUAUGGGUGGCAAGGCGAGCCUGAGAUUUUUAAAUGUGCCCGAAGAAAGAUUUGAAUACGUUGAAGUUGUGGUGUACCAAAUUCUAAUAGAUAAAAUGGGUUUUUCAGAUGCAACAAAUGCUAUUAAAAUUGAGUUUGCUCAGAGAAUAGGACACCAAAGGGACUGCCCAAAUGCAAAGCCUCGGCCCAUACUGGUGUACUUUGAAACUUCUAAGCAAAGGGAUUUGGUCUUAAAAAAAUCAUAUAAACUCAAAGGAACAGGUAUUGGAAUCUCAACAGACAUUCUUACUCAUGACAUCAGAGAAAGAAAAGAGAAAGGGAUACCAUCUUCCCAGACCUAUGAGAGCAUGGAUAUAAAGUUGUCUACUCCAGAGCCCCAAAUCAAGAAGAAUAAUUGGACGCUACCAGAUGACAGUGAUGGAGAGCUGGAAUCUGACCUCAAUCGAAACAGCUAUGCUGCGCUUUCCAAGUCAGAGUUUCCAACAAAGGGAAGUGUUUCCAAGCCAAGUUCAAAAUCACACAAUGCUAGAGCUAAAAAUAAAACUGCUAGUAGCAGCAAAAUUUCAAAUAAAUCAGAUUAUGAAAAAAUGUCCUCACAAUUGCCAGAACCAGGUACCUUGGAAAAACAAACUACAACCCAUUAUGGAGAUGCAACUCCCCUCUGGCAUUCACAGAGUGAUUUUUUUACCGCAAAGCUUAGUCGUUCUGAGUCAGACUUUUCCAGACUGUGUCAAUCUUAUUCUGAGGACUUUUCAGACAAUCAGUUUUUCACUAGAACGAAUGGAAGCUCCCUCUUGUCAUCUUCAGACCGGGAACUUUGGCAGAGGAAACAGGAGGGCACGCCUACUUUGUAUGACAGUCCUCAGGACUUACUUUUGGAUGGGGCUGUGCAGGGUGUCCAGGGGAACACAGACACUGUGGAUAGCGGAAUGAGCAAUGGCAUGGUUCGUGCAUCUGGAGACCAAAGUCAUUACAGCGACUCUCAGCUUUCUUUACAUGAGGAUCUUUCUCCAUGGAAGGAAUGGAAUGAAGUGGAACAAGGAGCUGAUUUAGGUUUGGAUUCAUCCACUCAGGAAGCUUUUGACUAUGACACAAACAGUCUAUCUGACCAACAACUAGAUGUUUACAACAAAGACCGAGAAGACUCGGGAAAGUGCCAUGGUGACCUUCAGGAUGACUCUGAGAGCUUUGAUUUAACCCAAGAUGACAACUCAUCUCCAUGCCCUGGACUGGAUAACGAACCACAAGGCCAGUGGGUUGGCCAAUAUGAUUCUUAUCAGGAAGCCAAUUCUAACGAUUUGUACCCAGAUCAAAGCCAGUUGUCCAUCAUGUACCAAAGUCAAAGUGAAUUGCAAAGUGAUGAUUCAGAGGAUGCCCCACCCAAAUCUUGGCAUAGUCGAUUAAGCAUUGACCUUUCUGAUAAGGCUUUCAGCUUCCCAAAAUUUGGAUCUACACUGCAGCGGGCUAAAUCAGCCUUGGAGGUGGUAUGGAACAAAAGCACACAGAGUCUCAGUGGGUAUGAGGACAGUGGCUCUUCCUUAAUGGGGAGAUUUCGGACAUUAUCACAAUCAACUGCAAAUGAAUCAAGUACCACCCUGGACUCUGAUGUUUACACAGAACCUUAUUAUUAUAAAGCAGAAGAUGAGGAGGACUACAGUGAGUCAGCAGCAGAUAAUGAAACAGAUUAUGUUGAAGUGAUAGGACAAGUUCUUGCUAAGCUAGAAAACAGGACUAGUAUUACUGAAACAGAUGAACCAAUGCAGGAAUAUGAUCACUCUUCUUAUGAAACCCCGCAAGAUGAGGGAUAUGAUGGUCAGGCAGAUGAUGUGGUUAGUGAAGGAGGGUUGGAACCCUUAAAUGAAACAUUACCUGAAAUGGAAAUAAAAGAAGAUGAAAACCAAAACAUUCCUGAACAGCCUGUGGAAAUCACAAAGCCAAAGAGAAUCCGUCCCUCUUUCAAAGAAGCAGCUUUAAAAGCCUAUAAGAUGCAAAUGGCAGAACUGGAAGAGAAGAUCCUGGCUGGAGAUAGCAGUUCUGUGGAUGAAAAGGCUCGAAUAGUAGGCGGCAAUGAUUUGGAUGCUUCCAAAUUCUCUGCGCUCCAGGCAUUUGGUGGGGCUGGGUGGGGACUUUAUGGUAUUGACAGUAUGCCAGAUCUCCGAAGGAAAAAAACUUUGCCUCUUGUACGGGAUGUGGCUAUGACAUUGGCUGCCCGGAAAUCUGGACUCUCCCUGGCUAUGGUGAUUAGGACAUCACUAAACAAUGAGGAACUGAAAAUGCAUGUCUUCAAGAAGACCUUGCAGGCGUUGAUCUACCCCAUGUCUUCCACCACCCCCCACAAUUUUGAGGUCUGGACAGCUACGACACCAACCUACUGUUACGAGUGCGAAGGGCUCCUGUGGGGCAUUGCCCGGCAGGGCAUGAAGUGCUUGGAGUGCGGAGUGAAGUGCCAUGAGAAGUGCCAGGACCUCCUGAACGCCGACUGUUUGCAGAGAGCGGCAGAGAAGAGUUCUAAGCAUGGUGCGGAAGACAAGACUCAGACUAUUAUUUCAGCUAUGAAGGAAAGAAUGAAGAUCAGGGAAAAAAAUAGGCCAGAGGUUUUUGAAGUAAUUCAAGAAAUGUUUCAGAUUUCUAAAGAGGAUUUUAUUCAGUACACAAAGGCAGCCAAACAGAGUGUAUUGGAUGGGACAUCUAAGUGGUCAGCAAAAAUAACCAUUACAGUGGUUUCUGCACAAGGGUUGCAGGCAAAAGACAAGACUGGGUCCAGUGAUCCAUAUGUUACGGUUCAAGUUGGAAAGAACAAAAGAAGAACUAAAACCAUUUUUGGAAAUUUGAAUCCUGUAUGGGAUGAGAAGUUUUAUUUUGAGUGCCAUAACUCCACAGAUCGAAUCAAAGUCAGAGUGUGGGAUGAAGAUGAUGACAUCAAAUCCAGAGUCAAGCAACAUUUCAAAAAGGAAUCAGAUGAUUUUCUGGGACAAACAAUUGUAGAAGUGAGGACCCUGAGUGGAGAAAUGGAUGUCUGGUACAACUUAGAGAAACGGACAGAUAAGUCAGCUGUAUCUGGGGCCAUUAGAUUGAAAAUCAAUGUGGAAAUAAAAGGAGAGGAGAAGGUUGCUCCAUAUCAUAUACAGUAUACAUGUUUACAUGAGAAUCUGUUCCAUUACUUGACUGAAGUGAAAUCUAAUGGUGCAGUGAAAAUCCCAGAGGUCAAAGGGGAUGAAGCCUGGAAGGUUUUCUUUGAUGAUGCUUCCCAAGAAAUAGUCGAUGAGUUUGCCAUGCGCUAUGGGAUUGAAUCCAUUUAUCAAGCUAUGACGCACUUCUCAUGUCUGUCUUCUAAAUACAUGUGCCCCGGCGUCCCUGCCAUCAUGAGCACCUUGCUGGCGAAUAUAAAUGCUUUCUAUGCUCACACAACAGUUUCAACAAACGUGCAGGUUUCUGCCUCGGAUCGAUUUGCAGCUACCAACUUCGGUAGGGAAAGAUUCAUAAAACUACUAGACCAGUUGCACAACUCUUUAAGGAUUGACCUGUCAAAGUAUAGGGAAAACUUUCCUGCUGGCAAUGCUGAAAGACUGCAAGACCUGAAAUCAACUGUGGACUUGCUAACAAGUAUCACCUUUUUUAGAAUGAAGGUUCUGGAGCUGCAAAACCCCCCAAAGGCCAGCACGGUGGUAAAGGACUGUGUCAGAGCUUGCCUGGAUUCUACGUACAAGUAUAUUUUUGAUAAUUGCUAUGAACUCUAUUCCCAGCUAAUAGACCCGAGUAAGAAACAGGACAUUCCUCGGGAAGAACAAGGACCCACCACCAAGAAUUUGGAUUUUUGGCCCCAACUUAUUACCCUGAUGGUCACAAUUAUUGAUGAGGAUAAAAUUGCCUACACACCUGUCCUGAAUCAGUUUCCUCAAGAACUAAACAUGGGAAAAAUAAGUGCUGAAAUUAUGUGGACCCUUUUUGCUCUGGAUAUGAAAUAUGCACUAGAAGAGCAUGAAAAGCAGCGGUUAUGUAAGAGCACCGAUUAUAUGAAUUUGCAUUUCAAAGUGAAAUGGUUUUAUAAUGAAUAUGUACGAGAACUUCCUGCCUUCAAGGAUGCCAUUCCUGAAUAUUCCUUGUGGUUUGAACCUUUUGUCAUGCAGUGGCUAGAUGAAAAUGAAGAUGUGUCAAUGGAGUUUCUUCAUGGAGCACUAGGAAGAGACAAAAAAGAUGGAUUUCAGCAGACCUCUGAUCAUGCCCUCUUCUCUUGUUCCGUGGUUGAUGUCUUUGCUCAGCUUAAUCAGAGCUUUGAGAUUAUUAAGAAACUGGAAUGCCCUAACCCUGAAGCAUUAUCUCACUUAAUGAGAAGAUUCGCCAAGACUAUCAAUAAAGUACUGCUUCAGUAUGCUGCAAUUGUAUCAAGUGAUUUUAGUUCCUACUGUGAUAAGGAAAAUGUGCCCUGUAUACUGAUGAACAAUAUUCAGCAAUUACGGGUCCAGUUGGAAAAAAUGUUUGAGUCCAUGGGAGGAAAAGAGUUAGAUCCUGAAGCUAGUGCUAUUCUGAAGGAACUCCAAGUGAAACUCAGUGGGGUUCUAGAUGAGCUCAGCAUCACUUACGGGGAAAGUUUCCAGCUUAUUAUUAAGGAGUGUAUAAAACAGAUGGGAUUUGAACUAAAUCAAAUGAGAACAAAUGGAAAUACUGCAUCUAAUAAGAACAGUGCUGCAAUGGAUGCGGAGAUUGUGUUAAGACCUCUCAUGGACUUCUUGGACAAAACAUUAAGUCUCUCAGCAAAAAUCUGUGAGAAAACAGUUCUGAAGCGACUUUUGAAAGAGCUGUGGAAGCUAGUUCUAAACAAAAUAGAGAAACAGAUCGUUCUCCCUGCUCUGACAGAUCAAACGGGACCCCAGAUGAUUUUCAUCACUGCUAAAGAUCUUGGACAAUUAUCAAAACUGAAGGAGCACAUGAUUCGAGAGGAUGCCAAGGGUCUGACAAUAAGACAGUGCACCAUAAUGGAGGUGGUCCUGGCUACCAUCAAGCAAUACUUUCAUGCAGGAGGAAAUGGUCUCAAAAAGAAUUUCUUGGAGAAAAGCCCAGAUCUUCAGUCUCUGAGAUAUGCUCUCAGUCUUUAUACCCAAACGACUGAUGCCUUGAUAAAGAAGUUCAUAGACACUCAAACCUCACAGAGUCGCUCCUCCAAAGAUUCAGUGGGUCAGAUAUCUGUUCAUGUGGACAUCACCACCACCCCAGGCACUGGAGAGCAUAAAGUCACUGUAAAAGUGAUGGCUAUUAAUAACCUGAACUGGCAGACCACCGCCAUGUUCCGCCCCUUCGUGGAAGUUUGUAUGCUGGGACCCAACCUUGGAGACAAGAGGAGAAAACAAGGCACAAAGACAAAAAGCAACACCUGGUCUCCCAAGUACAAUGAAACAUUUCAGUUCAUUCUGGGUAACGAAAACCACCCAGGAGCCUAUGAACUUCAUCUCUCAGUUAAGGAUUACUGCUUUGCCCGAGAAGAUCGGAUUAUCGGAAUGACAGUAAUUCAGCUACAGAGCAUAGCAGAAAAGGGAAGCUAUGGGGCAUGGUACCCCCUUUUGAAAAAUGUUUCUAUGGAUGACACCGGUUUGACUAUUCUUAGAAUACUCUCUCAGAGGACCAACGAUGAUGUGGCGAAAGAAUUUGUAAGACUUAAAUCUGAAACAAGAUCUACUGAAGAGAAUGCUUGA